UCGCGCGCUUCUGUUCUCGCGCUGACGAUUAAACAACGCACGAGCCCGGUUUAACACGCGCGAGCGAUGGGAUAUAAGCGCUUUUUAAGAGUUGGGAGUUCUCUCUGAGGCGAUCCGGAGUUCUUGAAUUAAAAAAAAUAAAUAACGAAACAAAGACAACACUGUCUAAUCCUUCACGGGAGAAGGGAAUGAAAACUCGGCGGUGCUAAAGAAAUAAAGUAAGGGGGUGCCAUGCCGGCUGCAGCUCCCCUGCUAUUCCUCCAUGCCAUCUGCUGGUGGCAAUUGGUGCUGUUCCUGCUGUUGCCCCCCCUGCCCCUUUUUGCCCUUACCAACCCGCCGACCUUCAUCUCUCUCCACGACUCGCACUUUAAUCACCUCCUACUGGACUCCAGCUCGGGCUACGUCUACAUAGGUGCAGUCAACGCGCUCUACCACCUCUCCCCAGAUCUCCAGCUCGUCUCAUGGGGCAAAACAGGACCCACGCUGGACAGCCCCAACUGUUUACCCCCAAUCGAACUUGAAAAUUGCAAAGAGGCACGGAAAACUGACAACACCAACCAACUGCUGCUGCUGGAGAGACAGGAAGAGUACCAAGCACAGAGCCUGAUCGUGUGUGGCACUGUGCUGCAAGGCAUCUGCGAGAAGCGCAGCCUGGCCAACGUCUCCCAGGUUCUGUACCACACAGCCAACCCAGUGGACACGCAGUACGUAGCUGCCAAUGACCCUCGCGUCUCCACCGUGGCCGUGCUUACCGAGCACAAAGGCAUACGCCUCAUGCUUGUGGGAAGAGGCUACACCAGCAAAGGGCCUGGUGGGAUUCCACCAAUAACAACGCGGCGCCUCGAGCGCUACCAGUCUUCUCCUGCGUUUUCACAUGAGGACUUGGGGAAGCUUGUAGUGGGCAGUUACUCUCAGUACAACACCCAGUUUGUGAAGGCGCUCCAUCACGGCACGUAUAUUUAUUUCCUGUUCUCACGCCGUGAUACAUUAAAAACACGUGAUUAUCAGACUUACAUAUCACGCCUCUGUGCCGGAGACCCCAGCUUUUACUCGUAUGUGGAGGUACCACUAAGCUGCACAGGAGGUUACAACCUGGCACAGGCAGCCGCGAUGGGAACUCACCUUGGACAAGCCACCAUCUUUGUCGCAAUGGCGGCAGGGCAGGUGUCGACACCUACUCCCACGGGUCGCUCGGCCCUGUGCUUGUACAGCAUGGAGGAGCUGGAUCAGGCGCUGGAGCGGGCACGGCUUCAGUGCUAUACGCAGGAAGGAAAAGGAGACAGAGAGCAGGAGGCCUACAUCGCAUAUGAAGUCUCCUCCAAGUGCCUCAAACUUGGUCCGAAAUCUGUGACCGAGUACCCGUGCGGAGGCGAACACACCCCUAGCCCCAUCGCCAGUGCAGUGCCCCUCCAAGCCACGCCUGCCAUCACAUGGGCAACUCAACUCACUGCCGUUGCUGUAGCAACCGAGGCGGGUCACACCAUUGCACUCCUGGGUGACAAGAGUGGACAUCUUCACAAGGUCUUUGUCCAUGUGAAUGGUUCAGGUUCUCACUAUGACUCGGUGAGGGUGGACCCCCAGAGCUCCGUUAACGCUGACCUCCUGCUGGACUCCACCUCACGCAGUGUUUACAUCAUGACUGAGAGGAAGGUAACACGUUUGCCUGUGGCUCAGUGUGAAAGGCAUUCAGACUGUCACUCAUGCCUCUCUGUCCGAGACCCCUACUGCGGAUGGUGCUCACUAGAGGGCAGGUGCACACGGAAGCUGGAUUGUAAACGCCAUUUGGAGCCUCACCACUGGCUGUGGAGUUACGGUCAUGAUCGGCAGUGCGUGUCUAUCCAGAGUCUGAAUCCAUCUAUUCAGAGCCGGGAGGAACAGACAGAGGUUUCUUUUACGGUGAUGCCAUUGCCAGCACUGUCUCAAAAUGAGUCUCUGUCUUGUGCCUUUGGAAAUUUACCUGCCGGACCUGCCAAUGUGGAAGAGAACAGAAUCACCUGUCAGUCACCACAACCUAUGCUCCUCCCCCCGAGUCCACCAGGCAAUGAUCACAUGACUAUCAGGCUAGCACUGAUGUUUGGGAAAGUCACCGUGUCUGACACUAAUAUCACCUUCUAUGACUGCAGGGCUGUGGGCAGACUCAACUCUACCUCACCGUGCAUGGCGUGUGUGAGCAGCGAAUGGCCGUGUCACUGGUGCGCCCGAGAUGAACUCUGCACUCAUAACCACAGCUGCCCCCAGCAACACAUCAUCUACAACAGCAGGGAGAAGUCAGAACCCCAAGGUGCAGACGCAUGUCCGUGUGUGUGGGCCUUGGAAAGUUCAUCUUUAAUUCCAGUCGGAGUCGACACACAGCUGUUACUACAGGGCAAAAACCUGGGCAUAUUUAAGGGCGACGAGGAUUACGAGUGUGUGGUGGUAAUUGAGGGCCAGGAGACACUAUUACACGCCACCCUGGACAGGAGUGUAGACACGGGCACACACGUGUUCAAGUGCGCCACUCAUAAGUUUCAGUACACAGUAAAACAGAUGGAGUACUUGGCUCCAGUGUACCUGCAGAGAGACACCCGGCGUAUAGACUCAGCUCCACACCUCCGCUUGCAGCUGUAUAACUGCUCAGUGGAUAAGUCCGACUGUAGUCAGUGCCGUGCUGUACCGGAGCAGUACGGCUGUGUGUGGUGUGGAGGAGAAAGUCCACGCUGUGUGUUUCAGGAGUCCUGCACCAGGAUUACUAAAGAAGCCUGUCCUCCACCGCUUAUUACCAAGGUGGAGCCACUGACAGGACCGUUAGAGGGAGGGAUUUUCCUUACAAUCUUGGGCUCCAACUUGGGUCAGAGUUUCGAGGAUAUCGAGAACGGAGUCACAGUGGCUGGAGUCCCCUGCAAGCCACUGCGCAACUCUUACAGUAUAUCAAACCGGAUCACUUGUGAGCUUCAGCCCUCCAUGAGCGUGACCGCAGGGCCAGUGGUGGUGACCGUGGGCAGCUCAAAGCCGGGUCAGUCCCAGCAGACGUUCACCUACCAGAACCCCAAGCUGGUCCGCAUCGUGCCCAGUAAGGGCCCCAUGGCGGGAGGUACCAGACUCACCGUGCAUGGCACUCAGCUCCUCACAGGGCAACCCCAUGACCUUCGGGCAUUCGUUGGCUCGCAGCCUUGUGCCAUUCUGGGUGUGGUGAGUGACACUCAGUUGGUCUGCCGCACCAGCCACUCAAAUCAAACUGCAGAAGUACCCGUCAGGGUGGAGUUUGGACAAGCAAACAGGACUGUAGGUAACAUCCUCUUUCACUAUCUGGAGGAUCCGGUGAUCACCGAUGCAACACCUACUGAGAGCUUCUGUGGGGGUGGACGUAAUAUAAUGGUAAUCGGCCAGAACCUGGACGUGGCCCAGCAGCCGAUGAUGUCCGUCAGAUACGAGAUGGUAGUCAGGAGACGACGAUUCAGUCAUGUCUCAGCCCGGAACAUUCGCUUCGACAGCACCAUGGCCACGAAACAGACCUCCUGUGUAAACGUUAGCUCAGAACGGAUGAGUUGUCUGAGUCCUAAAGUGCCAGAGGGCUCCCGUGUCGUGAGAGUUUGGUUCGAGAUGGACAACGUGCAUUUGGAUUUCGAGAGCAUCAAGGGUACAGGAUUUACAUACCAUCCAAACCCAGAGUUACACUUCCUGAACCGCGAGGACCCGACCUUACCUAUCCGUUUCAAACCUGGAGGAGUGCUCGCUGUCGAGGGAAAAGGUCUAACUCUUGCCAUGAGUAAAGACGAGGUGGUGGCUUGGCUCGGAGACAAGAUUUGUGAUGUGAAGACGCUGGACGACACACACCUCUACUGCGAACCGCCAGAGGAGCAGCCGCUUGGUUCGGAGAACGAAGACCUGCCCAGGCUGAAGGUGGUAAUGGGAUGGAUUGUAUUUAAUCUGAGCACAGUGGAGUACGACAUGGGCACUCACACCCCUGUGCCUCUGGAGGCUCAGGUCGGGCUUGCAGGCGGAGCGGCCGUGGUAGUGCUCAUCGUCCUGGUCAUCAUCCUCAUGUACAGGAGAAAAAGUAAGCAAGCAAUGCGAGACUACAAGAAGGUUCUGGUCCAACUGGAAACUUUGGAGAUCAAUGUAGGAGACCAGUGUAGAAAGGAGUUCACAGAUCUGAUGACCGAGAUGAUGGAUUUAAGCAGCGACGUCGGUGGCCCAGGCAUACCAUUCUUGGACUACCGCACAUACGCAGAGCGUAUUUUCUUCCCCGGUCAAAGAGGGGCGCCACUGAGCCAGAACCUGGACCUGCCAGAAUCUCGCAGACAUACAGUGGAGCAAGGCCUGGGCCAACUCAACAACCUGCUCAACAACAGACUCUUCCUCACACGAUUUAUCCACACCCUGGAGGAGCAGCAGAAUUUCUCCCAGCGGGACCGUGGAUACGUAGCGUCACUGCUCACUAUGGCACUCCAUGAUAAGCUGGAGUACUUUACCGACGUCAUGAAGACCCUGCUGGGGGAUCUGGUGCAGCAGUAUGUGGCCAAAAAUCCCAAACUGAUGCUGCGCAGGACUGAGACAGUGGUGGAGAAGAUGCUCACGAACUGGAUGUCCAUUUGUCUCUAUUCAUUUCUAAAGGAGGUGGCAGGCGAGCCCCUGUACAAGCUGUACAGAGCUAUAAAGUAUCAGGUGGACAAAGGCCCGGUGGACGCAGUGACGGGUAAAGCCAAGCGCACACUUAAUGACAGCCAUCUACUCCGAGAGGACAUAGACUACUCUGCCAUAACUCUGACGGUGCUGGUUAAGAGUGGAAUAGAAGUCCAACCCUGUCCUGUUAGGGUUCUGGACAUCGACACCAUCACGCAGGUGAAAGACAAGAUCUUAGACCAGAUCUACAAAGGAGCUCCGUUUUCUCAGCGUCCCUCAGCCGAUUCUCUGGACCUUGAGUGGCGAUCAGGGCAAGCAGGUCAUCUGACUUUGUCUGAUGAUGAUGUCACAGGCAUAGUGCAAGGUCACUGGAAAAGGAUCAACACUUUGCAGCACUACAAGGUGCCAGACGGAGCCACGGUGGCUCUCAUCCCUCGUUCAAUUGCCGGUGUCACAGGCAUUAAUCAGAUCUUCCAAACUGGAGAAAAGACACCCAUGCUAGAGGGGGAGGAAGACGAGGGUCUCCGUCUGUGGCACCUCGUGAAGUCGAGUGAGGAUCCCGAAAUCCCCAAACACAGGAAAAGCAGCAUGAGAGAGCGAGAGCGCGCCAAAGCCAUCCCUGAGAUCUAUCUCACUAGGCUGCUUUCAAUGAAGGGAACUUUGCAGAAGUUUGUGGACGACGUGUUUGUAGCCAUCCUGAGCACCAAGCGGCCACCCCCGAUCGCCGUCAGGUUUUUCUUCGACUUCCUGGACGACAUGGCAGAGAAGCACGGCAUCGAUGACCCAGAGACCGUGCACAUAUGGAAAACUAACAGCUUACCGCUGCGCUUUUGGGUGAACAUCCUGAAGAACCCUCAGUUUGUGUUCGACGUGCAAGUAACAGACAGCAUAGACGCCGUCCUGUCCGUCAUCGCUCAAACUUUUAUCGAUUCCUGCACCACCUCCGAGCACAAAGUGGGACGGGAUUCCCCUGUGAACAAGCUGCUGUACGCCAGAGAAAUUCCUCGAUACAAACAGCUAGUGGAGAGGUACUACAGUGAUAUUCACAGUGCUGCAUCAGGGUGCUAUCAGGAGAUGAACUCCAUGCUCACCGAGUUAUCAGGAAGCUUUGCUUCAGAGAUGAACAGCGUGGUGGCUCUGCACGAGGUUUAUAAAUACAUCAACAAAUAUUAUGAUCAGAUCAUCAUGGCUUUAGAGGAUGAUCCUGCAGGCCAGAAAAUGCAAUUAGCCUACCGGUUACAGCAGGUCGCCGCCCUGGUGGAGAACAAAGUCACCGACCUUUGAACUUUUAACCUGUGACCCCCUGACCCACAGGAGGAGAGGCUUCGACCAGCCCGGCAUGGCCGAUGAAAGAAGCCAGAUCCAUGCUGCGUGAAAUCCAAUCGAGCCGAGAAAUCUGAUUCCCCCAAUCCCCGCCCUCCUCUCCUUUUCGCCUUCACCGCCACUUCCUGCUUCUGCCUCCAGGGAAGUUUUAACACAAGAGAACGAGUAAGGCAGAAGCAUCAGUAGUAAGGCAGGUUUUUAUCACUGAGAGUGUGUGAGAUUUAAAAAAGAAGAAAAAAGCACAUACAGCCAUUUUUUUAACCUGCUAAGCACAUCAAACUGUUUUUUCUACCACGCUGUUCAGCACUCGUAUGUCACGUCUGAAGCGUGCAUGUGAUUUCUUGAGUGUGUGUAUUUGUGAUCAAGAUGAUUUUUUUUUUUUUUGCUUUUAGACAGAAACAAAACGUCGACUCUGUGCAGCUUUAUGUAACAUAGCAUCAGUGUAAGUUUCCGUUUUGUAGCCGGGCAUAUCAAUUAGGUUCUUGCAAUUAUAUACGAUGCACUCAUUCCUAUCGAAUUUUAAAUCACAAUUACAAGUGCCAUAACAAGUGCAAAAACAGCACGUUUUAUUACAGCACAAGGUGUGUAUGUGUCCGAGAGCAGCUGUGUGUGCAUGUAUGCCAUGUUUUGUUUUUUGUUUUUUUUUCCUUUUAUAUUUUUGGACGAUAGCAUUUCAAUUUUAACCUCCAUUUAGGUGACUUGUCAUAGUGAACGCGCUGGUCAGGUAAAAGACUGAAUGAAUCGCUUUUUUACAUGAUAAGUGAGAAAGAAACAGCAGCAACUUUUUCGAGCAAUAACAAAAUGCUCAACAGACGUUAUCAUAGGGCUGAGAGAUUAAUCAUGUUUUAAUCACGAUCAUAAUUCAACUUUAUCCGUUAAAUAUCAUUGAUUUAAAUGUACAAUAUGUUAAGUUAAACUUGUAUGGUGGUGAUGUACAAAUGAAGCGGGUCUGUUCAGAAUAGUUACGAUAAAUAGUUUCAGUAUUGAAAUAAGAAUAAAAAAAUACAGAACAAUUUUGAUAAUCAAUUUAGCCCUAUCUGUUAUUUUGUUUUUGUUUUUAAGUAGUAGUCUAAAACAACUUUUUCGACUUGCCUGCUGAGUUCAAUGAAAAAAUCAAAACCAUUUUAUUGACUGAAGCCUUAGCACAGAUUUACUUUUUUUUUUAUUUUACAAACGACGAAAGUGAAUUCUGUAAGCGAGGCACGAAGGCGUUUUUUGAGAUAAGCGAAUCGGUGAGUGGGCGGAGCCACUGUGCGAAGGUUGGUGUUUUGAAGACGUGCCGACACUGAAUAGAAGUAACUAACUUAUUUUUACUGUAAAUAGCACUUAUUUAUACAAGAUUACCAAACGUGCCUUGUUUGUAACCUUUAAUAACGAUUACCGAUUCCAGUAUACAAGCUCGACGUUAUUUGCCAAAUAGAGGAGAGAAAAGUGCCAAGGGAUUUAAAAAAGACAAAGGCUGGACUGGACACAUUCAGCUAUUCACACCACUUACAACGUUUUUUUUGUAUAAAUGUGUGUUUGCUGUCAUUGCUGUAAAGUAUCUGUCUCAGGAUCACAGCUGCCCAUCACGGUAAUUCAGUAUUGCUAAAUGCUUUCCAGUGUACACUGAUCUGAAGUGUUCAAUCUUCAGGCUUUUAUAAAUAUUUUUUUUGCAUUUUCUGUGAUGCUUGUGUAAAUAGAAAUGAUAUCAAAUUGUAAUCACAAUUUCUUUUUGUGCCUCAUUUUUUUUUUGUCUGCAGCACUUUGUGUUUACACUUUAGUCUCUUCUGUUGCUUUAUAAAUCUUUGCUAGGUUGUUUCGUGAUUGCUUGAACAGGGUGUGUGUGUGUGUGUGUGUGUGUGUGUCCUCAAUCAGCCAGUGAAAAAAUGUGGGCUGGGCAAAACACAAAUACCACACACCUGUAUGUAUAUAAUAUCAUACAAACGGAGCUGUUUGUAAUUUGUAAAUCUGUCUACUAGCUGCAAUUCCAAUUUUAAGAAGAAGAAAGACAAAAAAAAACACUGACAAGCUUUUCUUCUUCUCGUCAAUCAAUCCUAACUGAUAUUUUAAAACUACAGACACAUCUCUUUUCUUAAAAGGUGCUUUUUUUUUUUUUCAUUUCUUCCCUAUCAUGGUUAUUGGCUCCUCUUUUUAAGCGAAAGUGGAGUAAGGAGGCAACAAAGGAAAAAACAAGAUGAUCAUUAAAAUGUAAAGCACAUUGUAUAGGACAUGCCUAAAUAUAAAUAUUUUAUCCUACGAACGUAACGAGGAAGGUAAAGGCUUAAGACGUGCUUCCUCUGAGACACGUGGAAUUAGCUAAUCUUCACAUCAUCUUUUCAAACCACAGAGGAAAGCGCUAUCCACCCGCUUCCACAUACAUGAGCUCACAGACAAACACGACUGGCUCGUGCCACUGUGAUCAACAGGAGAGAGAGAGAACGAGACUGGGUUUUUUUUUGUUUGUUUUUAUUUCCUCUCACGCUGGAAGCUCCUGUCUAUCCACGUCUUCGUGUUACGUUUGGUUCUUAGGAAUUGAUACGACUUUAAAGAUGGUGGACUUCAUGAGCGAUCGACGGAGAAACCGAAGAAGCAUCAGACUUGUAUAUGCCUUACAGGUUAACUUUUAAGGAAAAGAGGCGGAGCUUUCUUCCACUUGGGGACGGUUCUAUGUUUUAAAAAUGUAAAAAGAAAAAGAACUACGAUGAAGGAUCUAGCCACACCCACUGCAUGGCAAAGUGACAAACCACUAUUUUUUUUUACUUUUUUUAAACGAUUACAAACUGCACCUUUGUUAUGAGGGACUGUUGAAAUACUCAAAUAGUUAAAAUGUUUAGAAGGUUUUUUUAUUGUUAUUGAAAAAGAAGACAAAUUGUAAGUUGAUAUUUAUUUAGGUAUAAUUUAGUAAUAUCAGGGUUGACGAAAGUAAUAGUACAUGCAGAAUUGGGUGGUAACUAGAGUACAAGCAGAAUUGGGUGGUUUAAAACAGCAGGUGAAUCUUCAUUAGUUUAUACAGAACAUGUGUGUUAGCCUGAAAUUUGAAUGCUUGGCUUCUCAGUGUAGUCUUAAUUAUUAGAGACUUGUGCAUGCAUGAGGUUUUAUUGCCUUUUGUUUGUUCGUUUUUUGUGCGUUUGUUUGUUUGUUUUUUUAAAUUGAGCGCAUGAUGCUUGUGUCUGUGGUUCACAACCGGCCCGACUGGACAGCGUGUGUACGUAUGAGCAAAGCCCCUGUGUACGAAACAAACACUUUUCCUCAAGAGAAUGAAAAAAUAUAUAAACGAGAGUGAACUUGUUCCUGACUGUACUGUCUGUGACACCGUCUUGCCAAAUGUGCAGUACUUUACUGUAUUUUACUCAUUGUGUGUGAGAGACACCAGAGGGACAGUCGACAGGUGUUUGUGGGGCAAAUCGCCAUAUUUUACACUUUUUUUAUAUAUAUAUCACAAAGGGGCAAAAAAAAAACGAAAAUGAUGUAAUUUUCUCAAGGAAUCAGGGUUAAAAGAAAGCUUCGGCCUGUUGUAAACUUCAAUUCUCUUUUGUAUUUGUAUUGAAUAUAAUUUGCUAACAGUUGUGUAUAUGUGCCUGUAAAUAUUACGAAGAAAAAAAAUGUUUUUGACUUGGAUACAUUUCUCUGUUAAAGAGAAAUUAAGAGCCAAAAUAAUCAAUACAGUGAAUGAAAUCACAAUUUGUAUGAGAAAUGAAAAAAUAAAGGUUAUAAUUUUAAC
Molecule: messenger RNA, 9628 nt
Organism: Clarias gariepinus (North African catfish)
Lineage: Eukaryota; Metazoa; Chordata; Actinopteri; Siluriformes; Clariidae
Gene: plxnb3
Product: plexin B3
Exons: 35
Coding region: 232-5886 (1884 amino acids)
Biological process (GO): semaphorin-plexin signaling pathway involved in axon guidance; regulation of GTPase activity; negative regulation of cell migration
Cellular component (GO): semaphorin receptor complex
Molecular function (GO): protein binding; semaphorin receptor activity
Source: RefSeq, a predicted model, not a curated record